GUAGGAAGAAAGAAAGGUGGCGAGUCCAGUAAAUUAUAAAAGGAGUCCAGCGUGCCCGCGAAAGAGGCAGUCGCUUCCUACUCGCUACGAAGUUCCUUCAAAGUCAAAGUGCGCGGUACGAGCCUGACAGCUAAUCGUCCAACUCCAAGCGCCGAUAUUUCAAAAGCACCGUCAAACUCCGGAACAAUGGUUGUCGUUGAGUGGGUAACCCCUGAGGAUGAGUACGUUUGCACCCUGCCUAGGGAAACGCAGGAGGUCGCGAAGCAGGAACUUCGGGAAGACAAGAACUCGAGGGACCAGGCACUGAGGCAGAUCAGGGAAUGGAUCAAGCUCAAUCCCAGGAUCGAGAACUGUCGCCUUGAUAGUCAGUUUCUCUUGAAGUUCCUGAGAUGCAAGAAAUACAGCGUUCCCAUGGCCCAGGAAGCCAUCGAACGAUACCUCUUGCUCAGACAAGUUUAUCACCCGGCUUUCAACAAUCUGGACAUCAUUGAUCCCGUCCUCGAGGAUCUCUUGGGACUGGGGUAUCUCUUCGCGGUUCCCGGUCGCGACAGGAAGGGACGUCGAGUGAUCGUCGCAAGACCAGGGGUGUUUGACCCGUACAAGUACAACAAUGCUGACAUGUGCCGCAUUCACGCGAUAACUUACGAGGCGUUAAUGGAGGACGAGGAGAGCCAGAUUCGAGGCUUUGUUCAUUUUGCUGAUGGUGCCGGGGUCAGCUUUCCACACUUGACUCUAUUCACCCCUAAGGAAGCAGUCCGCAUAGUUAAAAACGGCGAGCGUACGAUUCCGAUGCGGCACAAGGAGAUAAACGCCAUAAACAUCCAUCCAUCCGUAAAGUUCGCUCUCGACUUUGGAAUGUCGCUGAUAUCUGAGAAGAUCAGGAAGCGUGUCAACAUCUAUACCAGCCUUAAUGAUGCUUCGAACAAAAAGAUGGACACGAGUAUGCUCCCGAAGGAGUACGGUGGCACCAUGCCCAUGAAGGAGAUGAUCGACCUCUGGAGGAAGGAGCUCGUUGCCCUUCGACCCAAACUCCUCAGCCACGACAAGAUGAGAGUUCGUCUAGAAAUGUUUUCUGAGAAGGCAAGGGAAGGCGCAGUUUCAGCCCUAAAGCAAGGCUUCGGUUGUGCCGCAGUUGGGUCUGGCGACUCGAUACAAGGGAUAACGGGGUCGUUCCGUAAGCUUGAAGUAGACUAGGCAAAGUACGAUAGUUAGACUUACAUCGCACGAGUUAUUAUCAUAUUAUUUUUUAAGUUUGUUGUUUUUCACAGAUCACAAUUAUAUAUCAUUUUUAUUGUACCUUAUAACAUUAUACGAGAUAGGAUGACAUGCCUUAGCUUCGCCGCGUCGGGUCGACGCCACAAACUGCUGCACAUAAUAAUAGAUAUAGUACUAUAAGACUUAGGUCACCGGCAUAGAGGGAAG
Messenger RNA from Diprion similis, 1422 nucleotides. RefSeq names its product alpha-tocopherol transfer protein-like. Lineage: Eukaryota; Metazoa; Arthropoda; Insecta; Hymenoptera; Diprionidae. The coding region runs from base 187 to 1194 and encodes 335 amino acids. The transcript has 7 exons. Gene Ontology annotation, cellular component: membrane. The record is from RefSeq and is a predicted model, not a curated record. Gene Ontology annotation, molecular function: phosphatidylinositol bisphosphate binding.